AUGAACGACGAAUACACGCCCGCGUCGGACGAGUCUGACUCGUCCGGCUCGCACACAAUCGAGCGCUGCCCCGCAUGCAACGACCUGCUGUGGGCCGACGCCGCGCACUGGUGUCCCGCGCGGCGCCACGAGACGUGGGAGGACGAGGGGGAAUGGGAGGACGUGUCGCAGUCCGACGGAGGGGGGGAGGGUGAGGGAGAGAGGGGCGAGGACGGGAGCCCGUGGGAGAGCGAGAGCGAGAGUGAUAGCUACAGCGACAGCGACACCGAGGCCGAGGCCGAGGACGAGGGCGCGAGCGACAGCGAAAGUGACAGCGACAGCGACAGUGACAGCUACGACGAUCACCCGAUGAUGUUCGUCCUCGAGCUCAACUAG
Cutaneotrichosporon oleaginosum is the source of this 375-nucleotide messenger RNA. RefSeq lists its product as uncharacterized. Lineage: Eukaryota; Fungi; Basidiomycota; Tremellomycetes; Trichosporonales; Trichosporonaceae. The record is from RefSeq and is a predicted model, not a curated record.